AUGCAACGAGCACCGCGUAUAUGUGAAAUUAAAAUGAAACCAGAAGAUACUAGUUUUGGAUUCGCGGUUGCUAAUGGCAACGAUGGUUCUGGACUCUACAUCCAAGACGUGGUACCAAAUAGUCAGGCAUACCUAGUCGGUUUAAGAAAAAAUGAUCGUAUUCUUGAAGUUGACGGCAAAAAAGUCGAAAAUGACGAGUCAUCAUCGAUCAUAGCUGAGAUUAGUAAAGCGAAAUCAAAAGAGCACAGGAUGGCAUUUUGUACCACUAUAGCUGCUUUGCGUGGACAUUUUUUUGUAGCACAACCACUAGUACAAGCACAAGCUUCUACAACUGGAUUAACACCACUACUAACUCCUUUUUAUAUUGCUUGUCGAAAUAAUAAAAUUGAAUUGGUCAAAGAACUUCUUGAAACAAUGACGCCGGAAGCCAUCAACAGGAUUGAGCCAAAUGGUUCAACAGCACUUCAUGUUGCUUCCUAUCAAGGUCAUAAAGAAAUCGUCGAACUGCUUCUACAAAACCAUGCAAAUCAUGCAAUAAUCAACAAACAUAACUGUACACCAUUAGAAGAGGCAAAAACAGAUGAAAUUAAACAAUUGAUCAUCACUCGUCGAAAAAAUACACGUUUUUGUAGUGUAGCAAUUGAAUGGAUUCUAGCCACGAAUGAUGCUGAUUAUCAAGCACAUGAGUACUGGAAAAAGCUGGAAGCGUAUGGUAAAGACCCAAAGUUUUACCAUUUCAUUAAUUACAUAAAAGAGGAUUAUGUUGAGAAAGACUUGAAAGAAAUUGAUCGUAUCGAUACUAUCAGACAAUAUUUUGAUCGUGCUUUUAUGGAACGUGAUCCCCUCUAUUUGAUUAAAGCAUAUACUGCUGAUACCGGUUUCUACUCUACACUCAAUGUCCACCUUGCUCAAUUACGUCUUGAGAAUUUAACAGCCAUAGACAACCUCAGCCGAGCCCAUCUUAUCGCUAUCAUAGCUCGUCAUCCAAAAUUUGAUGCACUAUCAUAUAUUGGGACAACCUAUCGUGGUAUGUUGAUUAUAGAUGAGGACUUGAAACAAUACAAAGUUGGCACACGUAUAUUAACAAAAACAUUUUCGUCAACGUCAAAAGAAAUAGCAGUUGCACGAAGAUUUCUCGAUAGUUCUGAUAGUAGUGGUAGAUUCGAUGCAAUUUGCACCUAUACAAUAAGAAAUCAACGUACCGCAUUAGACAUAGAAAAGGUAUCUGUAUUUAAAGAUGAACAAGAAGUACUAAUUCUACCAUAUUCAGCAUUCAAAAUAAUUGAAAUUAGACGAAAUGAAUCCCGAAUUGAAAUUGAACUAAAAGAAUGUGAGCCAUGGAAUUAA
Didymodactylos carnosus is the source of this 1347-nucleotide messenger RNA. NCBI's taxonomy places the organism in Eukaryota, Metazoa, Rotifera, Eurotatoria, Philodinida, Philodinidae. The record is from the annotation of a GenBank genome assembly.